Messenger RNA from Lates calcarifer (barramundi perch), 1083 nucleotides. It is a transcript of the gene tal2, whose product is annotated as T-cell acute lymphocytic leukemia 2. The record is from RefSeq and is a predicted model, not a curated record. Gene Ontology annotation, biological process: regulation of transcription by RNA polymerase II. Gene Ontology annotation, molecular function: DNA-binding transcription factor activity, RNA polymerase II-specific; protein dimerization activity; RNA polymerase II cis-regulatory region sequence-specific DNA binding. Lineage: Eukaryota; Metazoa; Chordata; Actinopteri; Centropomidae. The coding region runs from base 244 to 531 and encodes 95 amino acids. The transcript has a single exon.
ACCUACAGAUUAUUUUCCAAUUUAAGUGUUUUUUUAUGUACAACAUGUCAAAAAUAAGUAAUUAAAUAGUGGAAGAUAUUCAGUUUACUAUCAUGUACGACAAAAACAAGCAGAAAAUCAUAUUUAAGAAGCUUGGACUUUGGCACGUUUGCCACUUUUGCUCCAACAUCGAAUAAAACGAUCAGUCGAUUGAUUCGUUUUCUGCCAACCAACCAAUUGUUGCAGCUCUGCUCACUCAGCACCAUGACCAGGAAGGUGUUCACCAACACAAGGGAGCGCUGGCGCCAGCACAACGUCAACACCGCCUUCGCCGAGCUCCGCAAGCUCAUCCCCACCCAUCCUCCGGAGAAGAAGCUGAGCAAGAACGAGAUCCUGCGCCUGGCCAUGCGCUACAUCAACUUCCUGGUGCAGCUGCUGGAGAGCCAGAGCGGUCAGCCGGCCAGCCACUCCCCCACCGCCCUGCUCACCUUCCUCAGAGGAAACAUGGAGCAGCUGCAGUCCCCUCCACACACCUGGGCCCUGACCAGCUGACACUGAGGCUCCGUCACCGGGAUCCAGCUGCGACAGUGCCGAGGCCUGGUAGAAACAGAUACACAAAUUAAAAAAAUUCAAAAAAAAAAAAAAACAACUCUUGAGUGGACUCUCUGACCCUUUUCCUGGGUCUAAAAACUGAUCUUGUCCUUUCUCAAGACUUCUUUUUGUUUCUGCAUUUGUCACCUGUGUGUGACUCAUGUUUCAGUGCAGAAGAUGCAAUAUUGUGUGGUGAUGUGGCUGCCUCCGUCGCUCAUCAGUGUUGAAAUAUGAUUUGCAGGUGAAAAUUAAUUUGUAUUCUGCAUGGAUGUGUAAAACCUGGAUGUACAAUAUUCCCUUCAUGUCUUCGUGUUAAUAUUCCUUGUUGCCGACCCGGCUGGAACUAAUUUACUUUUGCAAUAAGAGGAUGUUUUGCCAAUGAGGAAAAUGGAGGGGAUUAAGGAAUUUCUCAUUUCAAGCAAUAGAUUCAGGAAGGCAUUUGAAUAGAUAAUGGCUCAGCCAAUUCUCCAGACUGCAAUCGUCUCAAAAUAGCCAAGGGCACUUUUUUUUUUU